AUGGCGGUAGGCUGGAACUCGGUGAUACUUAAGCAGGAUAUACGGCUGGUAGCUGAAAUGCUAACGAACUGGAUACUCAGCAUUGUGUAUGCCACUUUAGACCGGAUCCCGCCGGUGGUGUGGCAGGUAAUCCAUGUAAUAUCGGAUAUCUACUUCUUUUGGAUCCACAAGCUGCUGAGCUAUUUGCGCCCGAAUUCUCGAGUGCUGUAUUAUGAGGCUAGCAAAGAGUUGGAGCAGUGCACAACAUAUGAGGAUUGGUAUGCGAAGGCGACUAUUGUGGAUGAGAUAACAGGGGCGAACUUGUGGAGAAGGAACUUCUUCUCUGUACGUUAUGAUUUCAACGCUGUGUUGGAGCAGCAUUCGCACCUCCGUAGAGCGCUUGAAGCAGGCGACAUAGAAGCUAUCAAGGAUAAACUUUUGGCGAAUGGGCCUUGUAUGUUGCGGAAUUUCGGUGGGAUCGUAGACAGAAGGCUUUUCACAAAAUCUCUCAUCGGCACCAAGUUGCUCAUCGAACAGUACCUGGAUAGGAUAAUCGAGGGGUUGGAUGUUUUGGACAGAGCGGGUACGUCGACCUACUUUUUUCAAAGAUGCAAACUUUCGCUGGGAACCACUGCCCUCAUCCUGCAGGGCGGGUCCUUGUUUGGAAUGUUUCAUCUAGGCGUGAUAAAAAGGCUGUUCUUCCAGAAUCUUAUCCCCAACGUGAUCAGCGGUAGCUCGAUGGGAUCAUGCAUGGCUAGCCUUUAUGCAUGUAUGUCUAACCAAGAGUUGAGGAGGCUUUUGCACGGAGAAAACAUAUUGAAUAUGAUAAAACUAGAUGUCGAACUACUUCGAAGCUGCGGGUACGGCAACGUCGAUCAGCAUUUAAACCUGGGCACUUUGAUCCAAAACCUAAUCCAUCAUGGUUAUUCUCAGGACAUCUAUCUGUUCAUUCAGUUUGUGCUGAAGUAUAUUGUGAAAGAUUUGACUUUCGAGGAAGCCUUUCAAAACACGGGUAAAAUUCUAAGCAUAGUCAUUCAUCCGACAGAUAGGUCAUGUCCAAAUCUAUUAAACUACGUUACGGCCCCCAAUGUCCUGAUUAGUUCUGCGAUCAACUGUAGUUUGGGUUCUGGUGUAAUAUCGAAUGAUACUAAGUUGCUUUGUAGGAAUCUCGACAACGAAAUUGUGUCGUUUCUUUCAGAGGAGAAGACUAAGAUAACAAAAUUUUUGGCCCCUGAGAAUGCUACUGUUCUUGCGAACAGCGAAAGUCCAUACACGAGAUUAACCGAGUUAUUCAAUGUUAACAACUUUAUUGUGUCUUUGGCACGACCCUACCUUGCGCCACUUGUGGUCAAUGACCUCAAGCACGAAAUCAAAACGUCGAGGUACUAUUUUUAUAAGCACUAUCCCGAUACGCAAGCUACAGUGGACCUAUCAGAACUUGGAUUUCCUCAGCUGAAUUUCACCGAAAUGGAACCUCUAGCCUUCAAAUUCAAGUACCAUCUGGAGAGAAAGCUUAAGAAUAUCGCAACCAUGGAAUUUCGCCAUAGGAUGGAGAUGUUAGAUAACUUGGGUCUGCUCAGCUCGUGGAUCAAGAGACUAACUAUCGAUGAGAAGACCCCAAGGUCAGCCACCGAAAUCACCAUUGUUCCGAGAAUGAAAAGUUUAUCUUUGACCAGGAUUAUCGAGGGUCAACUAGAUAAUAUCCCAUAUGGGAUAACGUGUGGAGAGCAAAGUACUUGGCCUGUAUUGUCACUGAUAAGGACAAGAUCAUCAGUUGAGUUCAAAUUAGAUAGAAUAAUAAGAGCUAGGAGGAGCCGACUGACCCGAUACGUAAAUUAG
Torulaspora globosa is the source of this 1818-nucleotide messenger RNA. It is a transcript of the gene TGL3, whose product is annotated as bifunctional triglyceride lipase/lysophosphatidylethanolamine acyltransferase. Gene Ontology annotation, molecular function: triacylglycerol lipase activity. The record is from RefSeq and is a predicted model, not a curated record. NCBI's taxonomy places the organism in Eukaryota, Fungi, Ascomycota, Saccharomycetes, Saccharomycetales, Saccharomycetaceae. The transcript has a single exon. Gene Ontology annotation, biological process: lipid metabolic process. Bases 1 to 1818 code for a protein of 605 amino acids.